AUGGAGACCAUCAUUACACAACAAGCAAAGAGGAACUUCAUGACUGAGGUUGAAGAUGAUACUACAACCCUUAGCGAGGAGCAAGGCGUUCUUGGCAUCGAAGGAAUAUUUGAGGGUAUUGAUAUCACAGCGACAGGCUAUCGAUCCUUGGCCUCACUUCUGCUUUACUUUGAUUAUGUGGAGCCCGCCAAGGAGACCUGCCAGAAAGCCAUCGAUUGCCAAGUAGCACUUGAGAAGGUCAGAGCUGCUGAGCUGAUGGCUCAAAUCUGCCUACAACAUGAUCCGCAAGUGGCUUACGCGGAGAUUCUUAUGUGCUACGAGGCUAUGUACGACGAGACGAUUCCCGAGUCGCUGCGUCGCUCGAUUUGUACCACCAAAGCAAAGAUCGAGGCCAAAAUGAAAAUGAUCGAACUUUCAGCUGCUUCUUACGAGCUAGCAAGGUCGGUCGACCCAAAUAGCUUGACAACUGGCGAUAUCCUCGACGAGGAAGUAGAGCUUUUCUCUAAUGAGGUCGGCAAACAAAAACUCCUUGAAGUCUUGAAGAAAUGGAACCCCCUCGAGCGUCUUACUUGGCUUUGCUGGCGGUACGAUGACUUGGAAGAUAAAAGAUCGCGUCUACUCCGAGAUGUCGCCGUUGAAUCGGGAGAAGCUGCGUUCAUUAUUCAGAUGUAUUUGGAGUCCAUCAAAUACUUGGAGAAUGUUAACGCCGCAGCACCCUUGAAAAUCGAUCUUGCUUUGGCCUAUCAACACGUGAAGGGGGAUCUAGAAGCCGCCCGGCAAGUGCUUGACGAAGUCCUCGACAGCGGGUCAACUGGCUGGCCAGCAGUCACCCAAUGUCACGCUAUCCCGCGCAAUUGGUCACCAAAGUGA
Messenger RNA from Colletotrichum spaethianum, 870 nucleotides. RefSeq lists its product as uncharacterized. NCBI's taxonomy places the organism in Eukaryota, Fungi, Ascomycota, Sordariomycetes, Glomerellales, Glomerellaceae. The record is from RefSeq and is a predicted model, not a curated record. Bases 1 to 870 code for a protein of 289 amino acids. The transcript has 2 exons.